Panicum virgatum (switchgrass) is the source of this 1951-nucleotide messenger RNA. Its product is annotated as probable UDP-3-O-acylglucosamine N-acyltransferase 2, mitochondrial. The transcript is spliced from 11 exons. The record is from RefSeq and is a predicted model, not a curated record. Lineage: Eukaryota; Viridiplantae; Streptophyta; Magnoliopsida; Poales; Poaceae. The coding region runs from base 817 to 1578 and encodes 253 amino acids. Gene Ontology annotation, biological process: lipid A biosynthetic process.
CCACGGCACCCGCAGCCGCCGCCUCCGACGCCCCCGGCACCCGCAGCCGCCGCCCCCAGCACCCGCAGCCGCCUCCGUCGUUAGUCCACUUCGGAAGCUUGAGCUAGCAGGUGUGCAGUAGAUUGAGCAAGAUGAUGCUUUAAUUUCUUCUCGGCUCAUGCUAAGCCAAUUCGACGAGCAAUUCACUUAUACACUUCGCCGGGGUAAUUGGUAGAUGGGAGAACAUCAUGGCGGUUUCGACGAUGGAAUGGCUCGGUUGAGUCCAUUCAUCAUGCUAUAUUUGUACUAAUCAUGUAUCCAUCAGCUUGUUCCUAGGUUCAGAGUUCAGAGGGCGUGCAACUUUUCUGAAAUCUGAAUUGAGUACUGACGCACGGGAGUUCGAAGGCAGCGCAUCAGUGGUGAGACAGCCGGGAGCUUCGCAAUGAGGGGGAGAAGAAGCAAAGCUUGAGCGCACUUUGCGUCUCUACAACCUGUUCUUAUUUGGAACGAACAGAUUUCGAGAAGUCCUCGCGCAGCGCGCCGGGUGGCCACCGCCGGCCAGUCGCCGCGGCACGCCGGACCCCGUAACCGUAAGCACACCGGAGGUGGAGCUCCAGCGGUGCUCAAGCUUCUGAAGUGGACUAGCAGCGCCCUGUUCUUGCGGCGUCGGCGGUGCCGCCUGUUCUUGCGAGAGAGACAGAGAUAGAGAUGCGAGAGAGAGGCGCACGGGAGGAGGGAUUGGAUGAAAGGAUAAGGUCAGGGGCAAUUUGGUCUCUUCAUGUCUUUGCAUAAUGAAAAUGAGAAGGAAAAUGCAAAAAGUAGCUCAGGAACAUAAGGAUGGCAGCCAUCCUGCCUAGAACCGUCCGAAGGGCGGCGGAGGCGGCGCAAUCACUACGCGCCGUGCCGCUGCGCGGCGCCAGUCACCUUGCGCGGUCCCUGGGCGGCGUCUCCGCUGCUUGCAGCAAUGCUGGCACGGCUUCAGUGGAGUUCGUGCCGUGGCACAAUGGCGGGGGCAUCCUGCACAGGGCUGCCUCCGUUGACCCCACCGUGGUUGUGGAGGCCGGCGCCGUCGUGCACUCCGGGGCUGUGCUUGGUAAGGAGGUCGUUGUUGGUUCUGCAGCCGUUGUUGGGCCUUCAGUGUCCAUCGGGCAGUCAACUAGGAUCGGGUACAACGUUGUCUUAAGCAAUUGCUCAGUGGGCGAAUUCUGUACUAUCCAUAAUGGAGCCUGUAUUGGUCAAGAUGGUUUUGGAUUUUUUGUCGACGAGGUUGGACAGGUUAAGAAGAAACCACAGAUGCUGUAUGCAAGAAUCGGAGACCAUGUAGAAAUAGGCGCAAAUACAUGCAUUGACAGAGGCAGUUGGAGAGAGACACUGAUUGGAGAUCAUACGAAGAUUGAUAAUCUAGUUCAGAUAGGUCACAAUGUAGUCAUUGGAAAGUGCUGCAUGAUUUGUGGGCAAGUAGGGAUUGCUGGUUCUGCCACGUAUGUUUAUCUUCAUUUCAUGGGCUGGGGGACUAUGUUACGUUGGGUGGUAGGGUGGCAAUUCGGGACCACGUCUCCAUUGUUUCGAAGGUUCGUCUUGCCGCAAAUAGCUCUGUGACAAAGGAUAUUCAGAAGCCUGGUGACUAUGGUGGAUUCCCAGCUGUACCGAUAAAUGAAUGGCGCCGGCAAACUGCAAACUUGCGUUUGUUCUCAAAAAAGGAUGGUGUGAAGAGAUAGCGUCCAGCAAUCCACCCGUGCCAAACGUUUUUCCUGGCUGAGGUUGUACUUGGCCAGUGUUGUCGUAUCUCAUCUUGACAGAGCUGCGUGUAUUUGGCUUGGUUUGGAACUUUGCAUUUAGGAUUUAGGGUACAGGGUUUGGGUCAAGGUUCAAACCGGAUCACCUGUACUUCAGAGCGAGGGGAUAGUUUAACAUGGCUAUGCAAUGGAAUUUGAUCUUUCAAAAGAUUUUCUUUGACUUUUGGGUUGUUUAA